Chenopodium quinoa (quinoa) is the source of this 6275-nucleotide messenger RNA. Its product is annotated as DDB1- and CUL4-associated factor homolog 1-like. Gene Ontology annotation, molecular function: protein binding. Gene Ontology annotation, cellular component: Cul4-RING E3 ubiquitin ligase complex; nucleus. The transcript is spliced from 14 exons. The record is from RefSeq and is a predicted model, not a curated record. Gene Ontology annotation, biological process: protein ubiquitination. The coding region runs from base 115 to 6024 and encodes 1969 amino acids. Lineage: Eukaryota; Viridiplantae; Streptophyta; Magnoliopsida; Caryophyllales; Amaranthaceae.
CUCUCCAUCCCUAAACAUAUUUCCCUGCGACACACACAAACAUAGACGCGAACCAAAUUAUAUAAUUAAGAGAGAGAAACACCUCCUCAACGUAUUUCUCUCAGCUAUCCGUUAAUGGAGGAACCGACUACGUCAUCCAUGGAAGAACAACAGCCUCCUUCUCCUUCGCAAACUCAAUCGCAACCUCCUCCGUCACCUCCACCGCCGCCGGAGAUUCCCGAGGGUUCCGGCGCCGGUGAAGAUGUAGAUGAUGAUGAUGAAGAUGAUGAGGAGGAUGAUGGGUUAGGUCUCAAAGCUCAGAAGUUUAUGGAAAUGAUUACUUCUUCUCCUGAUAACCCUAAUCCUAAAGCUCUUCAUGCUCUUGCUUCUCUUCUCGAAACUCAAGAAUCCAGGUAUAUGGAAGAGGCAGAUCAUUCCUCCCCCAAUCACACUCGAGCUUCACAUAGUAUUGGACGCUUGGGUAAUAUAAUUCGGGAAAAUGAUGAAUUCUUUGAAUUAAUCUCAGCAAAAUUUCUAUCAGAGUCUAGAUAUUCAGUAUCUGUCCAGGCUGCUGCUGCGAGGGUGCUUCUUAGCUGUUCACUAACUUGGAUGUUCCCCCAUGUAUUUGAAGAUGAUGUUACAGAAAACAUAAAAAACUGGGUUUUGGAUGACAGUGCGAAAUGUUGCAGUGGUGAUGAUGGCUUAUGGAAACGACAAUUUGGUGAAACAAAGUGCUCUGAUUUUGAUAUGCGCAAGACUUAUGCUACAGGACUUCUUGCAUUAUGCUUAACUAGUGGUAGUCAAGUUGUUGAAGAUGUCUUAACUUCUGGUUUGUCCGCUAAGCUGAUGCGUUGUCUUCGUAAUCGUGUCUUGAUUGAGACAAGUAGUAGUCAAAAAGAUACAAGUCAUGUCGCUGAGAAUAAAGGUGUUUCUACAGUAGGUGGUGGAAGAGGUAGAGAUGAAAGUCGUACCAGAUUACGACCACCUAUGGAGACUGCUUCUCUAGAUGAUUCUAGGAUACUAGAAGAUGGAGGUUCAGCUGAUCUAGGCAGUGAAAGGGAUCAUGAUAGAAGCUUUAACAGGCCAGUGCAUGGAGAAGAACGAUGGAUUAUUGGAGAGCCACUUGAUGGAUUGGCUGAAGAUAUUGACUUUUAUGAUGCCGAUAUUGACGGUGAGGAUCGUUGGCAUGGGCGGGAUAUGCAUGAUGGAAGGUUGAAAACUGGGGAAAGAAAUGGACCGGGAAGAUCCUUGCAUGAUGAAGAUAAUGAUGAAAGCGCAAGAGAUGAUUCAGCUAGGCGUAGGGUUAAUCGUGGGUUGAUGAGAUCUAGGAGUAAAACCAGGGGUAAUGAAAGCACUACAGAGCCUGAACAAUCUAUUAUGUCUCCUGGAUCAGGAAGCCGUGGAGGGCAAUUGCGAAGUGGUAGGGAGAGGAGUUCAACUAAAAAUUUGGAUGCUAAGCGAGUAAUUGAUAACAAGAAAAGCUCAAGUAGGACAACUGCUGAAGGUAUUGCAAUGGAUAAAGAAGAUAUUGAUGAAUGCAUCUGUGAGUGCAGAAUUGGCUCCAAGGACAUCUCAGAUCUUGUAAAAGCAGCUGUUAGGGCUGCUGAAGCUGAAGCAAAAGCUGCCAAUGCACCAAUAGAAGCUGUCAAAGCUGCUGGAGAGGCUGCUGCUGAACUUGUGAAAAGUACUGCAAUGGAUGAGUUCAAAACUACAAAUGAUGAAGAGGCCGCAUUUUUGGCAGCUUCAAAAGCAGCAUCCACUGUUAUUGAUGCAGCUAAUGCAGUUGAAGUUUCAAGGAAUACUGAAAGUGUUAGUGUGUAUUUACCAAAAGAUGGAGCUGAUGAGCCGGAACAGAAUGAGGAUGUAGAAUUUUUCAUCCCAGAUAGUGAUACACUUGCCCAACAAAGGGAGAAGUUUUGCAUCCAGUGUCUUGUGCUCUUAGGAGAGUAUGUUGAAGUAUUGGGGCCUGUGUUGCAUGAGAAGGGGGUUGAUGUUUGCCUCGCGUUAUUACAGAGAUAUUCUAAAGAAAAAAAGGAAUCAGAAAUAGUCUCUUCCUUGCCUGAAGUGUUGAAGCUGAUAUGUGCUUUAGCUGCUCACAGAAAAUUUGCUGCAGUAUUUGUGGAUCGAGGCGGCAUCCAAAAAUUGCUUGCUGUACCAAGAGUCCUUCACACUUUCUUUGGCCUUUCCUCUUGCUUGUUUACUAUUGGGUCUCUUCAGGGUAUCAUGGAACGUGUUUGUGCCCUUCCUUCUGAUGUAAUUUAUAAGUUGGUUGAGCUGGGUCUUCAGCUUCUGGAGUGCCCGCAGGAUCAGGCUCGAAAAAAUGCAGCUUUAUUCUUCGCUGCUGCAUUUGUCUUCAGAGCUGUCCUUGAUGUUUUUGAUGCACAGGAUGGUCUGCAGAAAUCACUUGGCCUUCUGCGUGAUGCUGCUUCUGUAAGAUCGGGAGUUAAUUCAGGGACUUUGGGGGCUUCUCCCCCAGGAGCACUUAGAAAUGAUCGAUCAAAUGCUGAUGUACUUACAUCAUCUGAAAAACAGAUAGCUUAUCACACUUGUGUUGCUCUGCGACAGUAUUUUAGAGCGCAACUGUUGCUGCUGGUGGAUACUGUUCGUCCUAACAAAAGCAAUCGAAGUAUAGCUCGUAAUGUUCCAAGCAUGAGAGCUGGCUAUAAGCCUCUUGAUAUAAGUAAUGAGGCUGUGGAUGCAGUUUUUCUCCAGAUACAGAAGGACCGAAAGCUUGGCCCUGCUUUGGUCAGAGCUAGAUGGCCAGCAGUUGAGAGAUUUUUAGCUUGUAAUGGACACGUGACAAUGCUGGAGCUAUGUCAGGCUCCACCUGUUGAGCGAUAUCUUCACGACUUGCUUCAAUAUGCAUUGGGUAUUUUGCAUAUUGUCACAUUGGUACCAUAUAGCCGGAAAUUGAUAGCUACUGCCACAUUAAGCAAUGAUCGUGUUGGGAUAGCUGUUAUUUUGGAUGCUGCUAGUGGGCCUGGCUAUAUCGACCCUGAUAUUAUUCAGCAGGCAUUAAAUGUGUUGAUCAACCUUGUUUGUCCUCCACCAUCGAUCAGUAAUAAAUCACCUCUCCUUGCACAAAACCAGCAAUCUAUUUCAGUAAAUCCUUCUACAGAGGCCAGAGAUAGAAAUACAGAGAGAAAUGCCACUGAUCGAGCACUUUCCAGUCAAAGUGAAGCAAGGGAGCGAAACGGUGAACCCAGUACUGCAGAUCGGGGUUUGUCUGUUAAUAACACCAUGCAAAGCCCAUCUCCAAACUUAGCCUCUGGAUUAGUGGGAGAUCGUAGAAUUUCCUUAGGUGCUGGUGCUGGGUGUGCCGGCCUUGCUGCUCAGUUAGAACAAGGAUAUCGCCAAGCAAGAGAGGCUGUCCGUACUAAUAAUGGCAUUAAGGUUCUUUUGCAACUCCUUCAAACCCGUGUGGUAUUGCCACCAGCUACUCUUGAUUGUCUGCGUGCACUAGCAUGCCGAGUCUUGCUUGGCUUAGCCAGGGAUGAUACUAUUGCACAUAUAUUGACAAAGCUUCAGGUUGGCAAAAAGUUGUCAGAAGUGAUCAGAGAUUUGGGAAAUCAGAACCCUGGAACUGAGCAAAACCGGUGGCAAACAGAGCUUACACAGGCAGCUAUUGAGCUAAUUGCGAUUGUUACAAAUUCAGGCCGUGCUAGCACUUUAGCUGCUACUGAUGCUGCUACCCCAACACUGAGGCGUAUAGAGAGAGCUGCUAUUGCUGCUGCUACCCCUAUCACAUACCAUUCAAGGGAACUCUUGCUGCUUAUGCAUGAACAUUUACAGGCUUGUGGUUUAACCUCUAGUGCUGCUACACUGAUGAAAGAGGCGCAGUUGACGCCUCUGCCAUCCUUGUCUGCACCGUCAUCUCUUGCUCACCAUGCUUCUGUGCAAGAGAUGCCUUCUAUACAGAUUCAGUGGCCAUCUGGUCGAGCUCCCGGUGGAUUUCUAAACAAGUUAAAAGUGCUGGCCCAGAAUGAGGAACUCCCCUUGAAAUGUGAUUCGGCUGUCUCUUCAAAGAAGAAGCCUCUUUUUUUCUCAUCUAGCUUCAGUGCUCGAUCAAAGGGUAGGCCUUCAUCUACUGAGCUCCAAACACCUUUGAUAAGCAAGUCACACAGUUUUUCAAGAAGGGCUCUGGGACCUGCUACUCUUCCAGAAAAUUCUGCACCAACUUCAGAUAUGACGGCCGAUGGCGAUACUCAUAUGAAAUCUCCAAUAGUGCUGCCUAUGAAAAGGAAGCUUACAGAGCUAAAGGAGGGUGCAGCAGCCUCAUCUGCAAAACGAUUGAAUGCCAGUGAGCAUGGAUUAAAGUCUCCUAUAUUCCAAACUCCUAGUGGUGUCCGCAGAGGGAGUCUAUUAAAUGACCUUUCUGGUUCCAUUACCCCAAAUCCAAGUUUCAAGGACUUUUAUGGGAGACAAACGCCUUUAGCAGGCCAGAUUGAUAAUAUUGAGGAUGGUCAGUACAAUGAAACUCCAUUUGCUCCCAACCCAGGGCUUUCAGCUGACUUACAACCUGCCAACUCUGAAAGGCUGACCUUAGACUCCAUUGUUGUUCAGUACUUGAAGCAUCAACAUCGCCAGUGUCCUGCUCCCAUAACUACUUUACCUCCCCUUUCUCUCUUACACCCUCAUGUUUGCCCUGAACCUAGACGAAGCCUUGAUGCUCCAUCUAAUGUGACUGCACGUCUUUCUACUCGUGAAUUCAGAAGUAUGUACGGUGGCAUCCAUGGUAGUAGAAAGGAUCGUCAAUUUGUGUACAGCCGGUUUAGGCCAUGGCGAACUUGUAGGGAUGAUGCUGCUGCCCUUUUGACAUGCAUGACGUUUCUUGGCGACUCUUCCCAGAUUGCUGCUGGGAGUCAUUCUGGAGAGCUCAAAAUUUUCGACACCAAUAGUAAUAACAUUUUAGAAACUUGUACCAGCCAUCAGACUCCUUUGAUACUUGUUCAGUCGUAUCAAUCUAAUGCAACUAAUCUAGUGCUGUCUUCCAGCUCCCUUGAUGUUAAGCUGUGGGAUGCAUCUUCAAUAUCAGGCGGGCCUAUCCAAACAUUUGAUGGAUGUAAAGCCGCUAGGUUUGGCAACACUGGUUCUUGUUUUGCAGCCUUACCAACUGAAGCAUCUCAACGAGAGAUUCUCUUGUAUGAUGUGGCAACCCACCGGUUGGAUCAGAAACUCUCAGAUAACUCUUCUGGCCCUUCUGGUCGAGGUCAUGCAUACUCUAUUGUGCACUUUAGUCCUGAUGAUACAAGGUUGCUUUGGAAUGGAGUCUUGUGGGAUCGACGGGCUUCUGGUCCAGUGCAUCGAUUUGACCACCUUACAGAUUAUGGUGGCGGCGGCUUUCAUCCUGCAGGAAAUGAGGUUAUUAUAAACUCAGAAGUUUGGGAUCUCCGAAAGUUCAGGCUUCUUAGAAGUGUGCCUUCUCUUGACCAAACUGUUAUAACAUUUAACAGUAGUGGAGAUGUCAUUUAUGCCAUUUUAAGGAGGAAUCUCGACGACAUAAUGUCAUCUGUCAACACUCGUCGUUGCAAACACCCACUGUUUUCUGCAUUCCGCACAUUGGAUGCUGUCAGCUACUUUGAUAUAGCCACAAUCCCUGUGGACCGUGCUGUUCUGGAUUUUGCAGCCGAGCCAACAGAUUCAUUCGUUGGGCUGGUCACUAUGGAUGACCAGGAUGAGAUGUUCUCGUCUGCUAGGGUUUACGAGAUCGGUCGCCGAAGACCUCCUGAUGACGACUCCGAUCCUGAUGAUGUUGAAAGUGAGGAGGAGGACGACGACGACGAUGAUGAUGAAGAUGAAGUGGAUCUAGAUCCCAUAUUGGGCCCAGAUCUUGACGGGGAUGGUGAUAGUGACGGUGAUGAUAUGAGCAACGAUGAUAGCGGGUCUGACAUCGAUGACGAUGAUGAAGAUGACGGUGACUUCUUGGUCGAUGGUGGCGGUUACGAUGUAGGGGGCGGGAUUCUGGAAAUCUUAUCAGAAGGCGAUGAAGAUGACGAUGACAGCGACAUGAUGGGAUCUUUUAGCAGUGGGGAUGAAUUCAUGUAAUGGCAAUGCCUGAUUGAGGGGAGUGGAGUUGUUGGGUUUCAAGGGUCCAUCCAGGUACCAUUAUCUCAAAAGAAAAAGGGGGUUUGGUACUUGGUCUUGUAACUAUAGUUAGUUUAGGUCACAAAUACAUCACCUGCCUUCCAUGAGUCAUAGGAGAGAGAAAAGAGAGAAAAAUGGAGGCUAUUCCUUUCCUGUUCAGGAUUUUGAUUUCAUUAAUCUAAAGUGUCCUCAAUAAUUUUCCUCAUAUGAUU